Molecule: messenger RNA, 4428 nt
Organism: Oncorhynchus keta (chum salmon)
Lineage: Eukaryota; Metazoa; Chordata; Actinopteri; Salmoniformes; Salmonidae
Product: transmembrane protein 121-like
Exons: 2
Coding region: 1804-2769 (321 amino acids)
Source: RefSeq, a predicted model, not a curated record
GAAAAAGCAAAUAGCAAAGCGAUGCCAAUUAGACCGGCAAAACCGUCCCGGAGCAGUGGAGAGCAUAGCCACUGCACUACUUCUGCAUCGUUGGUUUCAUAAAGUCACAAUUUCGAAGAUAUUAUUUUCUCUGUUGGCUUCAAUGCUGGUGGCACGAAUGGAAUUGUCUUAUUAACGUCACUGACGGCCACAGCAGUUGGACUGCAUUUUAAAUCUGUGUGCUGUGUCUCGCUCUCAGCGGAUUGAACGAACGUUCCCUGAACCUGCAGCGAAGGAAUAGGGGGAUUUCAGCACCCUGGACAACGACUAGCAGUUUACGUAAACCGGUUCGCUAAACUCACCAAAUACUGGCCGUGACGAAGCCGGCACGUGGCAGAGGGGAGAGAGGAUGCUGGGUCUCUGGUCCAGUGUUAGAACCUCCCUCUUGGGAAGCCGGCGUUGGAUGCAGGGCCCCACGGGGCGCUGAUCCCUCUUCCGUGUCUCUGUGAUUUAUGGCUACUGGGGAUCUGGCCAUUGCAGACUCCUCUCUCACUUUCACAUUCACAAAUACACACACACUGCACCACUGGACAAAGCCACACACACUGCACACCCGUGCCCAGUGCUGCCCCAUAGAGUGACUCCUACACACACUGAACAAAAUAAUCUCUCUCAGCCUCCACACUCACUGAGGGACGGAGCCACACACACUGAGGGACGGAGACACACUCACUGAGGGACUGAGCCACACACACUGAGGGACGGAGACACACUCACUGAGGGACUGAGCCACACACACUGAGGGACGGAGACACACUCACUGAGGGACGGAGACACACUCACUGAGGGACGGAGACACACUCACUGAGGGACGGAGACACACUCACUGAGGGACGGAGACACACUCACUGAGGGACGGAGACACACUCACUGAGGGACGGAGACACACUCACUGAGGGACGGAGACACACUCACUGAGGGACGGAGACACACUCACUGAGGGACGGAGACACACUCACUGAGGGACGGAGACACACUCACUGAGGGACGGAGACACACUCACUGAGGGACGGAGACACACUCACUGAGGGACGGAGACACACACACUGAGGGACUAAGCCACACUCACUGAGGGACGGAGCCACACACACUGAGGGACUGAGCCACACUCACUGAGGGACGGAGCCACACACACUGCCCCAUAUAACCUCCCAUUGCACCACUGUGUCCUAUACACACCCCUCUGUGUAUCCUCCACUCCCCCUGAGUGUGUAGAUUAGCUCCAGUAUGAGUCAUGGAUCGUCAGCCUAAGAGGCGCCUGCUUUACUAGCAGAGGUGGAUCAAUGGAACUGCACUGAGUGAUGAGAUGAUAUUCCUGAAUUCACAUGGCUUGAGAAAAAUCACCUGACAGCAGCCGUGCAAAGACUGACCCCCCUAACUUCGCUGUUUUUCAUCAGUGGACUGCCUCUCACAGAACUGACUCUUCCUGGACUGACUCUCACAGAACUGACUCUUCCUGGACUGUCUCUCACUGGACUGACUCUCACAGAACUGACUCUUCCUGGACUGUCUCUCCCUGGACUGACUCUCACAGAACUGACUCUCCCUGGACUCUCUCUCCCUGGACUGACUCUUCCUGGACUGACACUCACUGGACUGACUCUCACUGGACUGACUAUGACUCACUGGCAUCCCCCAGGGAUAACCGUUAUCCCCCUUUGACAUUUACGACAUGGCCAUGUCCCUUUUUCUGAACCUGUUCUAUUUCUAAACUCGGAAGCCGUGGACUGGAGGUGAGAGCCAGUGGGCGGUCAGCUCCUCACCAUGGUGUUGCCGCCCCCUGACAAACGCCACGUGUGCCUGACCACCAUCGUCAUCAUGACCAGUAUGGCCUUCAUGGAUGCCUACCUGGUGGAGCAGAACCAGGGGCCCAGGAAGAUUGGCGUGUGUAUCAUUGUGUUGGUCGGGGACAUCUGCUUCCUCAUCGUGCUGCGCUACGUGGCCGUGUGGGUGGGCGCCGAGGUACGCACGGCCCGUCGCGGCUACGCAAUGAUUCUCUGGUUCCUCUACAUCUUUGUACUGGAAAUCAAGCUCUACUUCAUCUUCCAGAACUGCAAGGCCGAUAGGAAGUCCCUGGAGACGGUGGCCCGGAAAGCCUUGACUCUGCUACUGUCUGUGUGUGUCCCGGGGCUUUACUUGGUUCUAGUGGCUCUGGACAGCAUGGAGUACGUGAGGACCUUCAGGAAGAAGGAGGACAUGCGGGGGAGGAUCUUCUGGGUGGCUCUAGAUCUUCUGGAUCUUCUGGACAUCCAGGCCAACCUGUGGGAGCCUCAGCGGACCGGCCUGCCCAUCUGGGCCGAGGGGCUGAUGUUCUUCUACUGCUACGUCCUUCUCCUCACCCUGCCCUGCGUCUCCCUCAGCGAGAUCUCCACGCAAGGAGAACACGUGUCGCUCCAGAAGAUGAUGCUCUACCCUGUCCUCAGCCUGAUUACCAUCAACGUGGUCACUAUCCUGAUCCGCGGAGUCAACAUGGUGCUGUUCCAGGACAGUAGAGUCUCCACCAUCUUCGUCGGCAAGAACGUGGUGGCGAUCGCCACGAAGGCAUCCACCUUCCUGGAGUACCGGCGUCAAGUGAAGGAGUUCCCUCAACCACAGAACGCCAUGGCGUUGGAGCUGCAGCAGAACUCUGUGGGCCACGGACAUACACCCCACACGUCCCACUCGCAGCCUCUAGCCAACUCCACAAAUCUUCCCCACGAACCCUCGCCAGCGCGACACAUGGAAACAUGACCGCCAGCACUAGACUGUCUGGACACCAGCGGAGCAUUGCCACCGCUGCCGUCAGUGACUAACUACAGUGACUAACUACAAUGACUAACUACAGUGACUCGUUCUGUCUAUCCAGUCUCUGAGAGUUUGGUAUUAAGAGAAAUGUGGGUUUCAUGACAGGAUGGUAUUCUCCUGCCUAUCAAGCCCACUUGAACAGAGGAUAUAACAACUAGAGGGAUAUUUUCAGCCUCUGUCUGCCUGUCUGUCUAUUGGAGAAGGAUACAAAUUCACCGUCUUGAUUCUGACAAGAGCGAACUGAUGUGGUUUUAUUUGUUUUUAAAUGAACUAUUUUAUUCUGCAGCUGAGUAAUGUAACAGUACAUUUUACAAUUUGUUCCUCUCUGAAUAUCUGUGAUUUUCUAAAACCCCUUUCGACUGUCCAUUGCGUGGCUUUUUUCUUUGUAGUCCUUAAAAAGGAGGUAUACCACUCACCCUGCAGAAGCACUAAGUUGAAGUGGAGGAAGAGAGGAUGGAGAGGAAGGGAAGGAGAAAGGGUCAAUAAGAAGGGUGAGAAUUCAGCCUCUACUUUAAUUCUGCUGAGAAAGGAGCUAACUGAAGUCUGCUGCCUCGGCCUGUGUGAAGUUUUACGACCAAAUGGUCUGCUGCCUCGGUCAGUGUGACGUUUUACGACCAAAUGGUCUGCUGCCUCGGUCAAUGUGACGUUUUACGACCAAAUGGUCUGCUGCCUCGGUCAGCGUGACGUUUUACGACCAAAUGGUCUGCUGCCUCGGGUCAGUGUGAUGCUUUACGACCAAAUGGUCUGCUGCCUCGGUCAGUGUGAUGCUUUACGACCAAAUGGUCUGCUGCCUCGGGUCAGUGUGACGCUUUUCGACCAAAUGUAUGCUAAAAGCACCAGAGCUCAGCACUAUACACUCUAUUUGAGGCAGCCAACAGUGUGUGUGAUUCUGCGUGUGUGUGUGCUUGUGUGUGUGUGUGUGUGUGUGUGUGUGUGUGUGUGUGUGUGUGUGUGUGUGUGUGUGUGUGUGUGUGUGUGUGUGUGUGUGUGUGUGUGUGUGUGUGUGUGUGUGUGUGUGCACACGUGUGAGGGGGCAGAGGGGUGCUCGUGUGAAACUGUAUUUCAAGUUCAAGUCUUGUCACAUGCACAAGUACAGUGAAAUGCUUCACUUCCAAAUGUACCCAGCAGCGCUGUAAUCAAUAUCAAAAUAUUAUAACUAAUAAUACAUUUUAUUUAACAAAUUAUACUAAUAAUGAUUAUUAUAUAAAUAAAACAUGGGAAAUAAGAAAGGAAGCUAUAUACAGGGUCAGUGCCAAUACCAAAUGUACAAUGUGCAGGAUACGGAAGUAUUUGAGGUAGAUAUGUACAUGUAGGUGGGGUUUAGGAAAAAGUGACUGGUAGCAGGAUCCGUAAUAAUAAUAAUAGUAAUCAGUGGGUGUGAAAGAAACCUUCCUGUACUUUCCUCCACAAGUAAAGCCUUGAAGUCAAAGAAUGCAGAGUGCAGACAGCCUCAUUGACAAACGUUUGAAUAUAAAUGUACAAUCCAACCUGAAAACUGAAAACUAUUUCUACUUAAUUGAUGAAGUGAGUAUUAAAGUAUUAUUAUUAUUAUCGUUAUUAUUACAUGUACAUUAUUUAUUAAAUGUGUAUGUUUUAAUAAAAGUA